Messenger RNA from Vairimorpha ceranae, 480 nucleotides. RefSeq lists its product as hypothetical. The transcript has a single exon. The coding region runs from base 1 to 480 and encodes 159 amino acids. NCBI's taxonomy places the organism in Eukaryota, Fungi, Microsporidia, Nosematidae. The record is from RefSeq and is a predicted model, not a curated record.
AUGUCAAAGAAUAUUGAGUUUUCAAUAUAUUCGUAUACGAAGAACAUAAGAAAAUUAGUUGAUAAUUACAGUUUCACUGCAUUUGAUUUUACAGAAAAAGUUUUUAGAAAUGAAAACAGAUUUGUAAUUUUAAGAGAAUACGAAGAUAAAUUCUGCAUUAUAGAAGAGACUUAUAUAGAAAAAUAUAAAACUAGAAAAUAUUUGUGUAAAAGUGUAAAAUCAUCUUAUGUUGAUAAAAAAAAACACUUUGUAAAUGAUUUUACUUAUUUUGUCGAUAAAUUUCAAUAUACACUUGCCAGUGACAAUGUUUAUAAAUUCUGGUGUUAUAAGUCUAAAGAUGUUUGUAUAGAAAUAUAUAAACAAAAGGAAGAAGACAUUUAUUUAAUAAAAGCAUCUUCGUUUAAUGAAAAAUAUUUAGAUAAUGAGCUUGUAUUUUUAGAGUUGUGGUAUGAAUUUAAAAAACCAAUAAUUGAAAUUUAG